Molecule: messenger RNA, 546 nt
Organism: Coregonus clupeaformis (lake whitefish)
Lineage: Eukaryota; Metazoa; Chordata; Actinopteri; Salmoniformes; Salmonidae
Product: glycosylated lysosomal membrane protein-like
Exons: 3
Coding region: 6-485 (159 amino acids)
Cellular component (GO): lysosome
Source: RefSeq, a predicted model, not a curated record
GAAAGAUGGCGGCGGAGAUUUUGUACACAAUCCACUUUUAUGUCUUAUUUUUGCUUUUAACGGUUCGGAUUUCUUCUAGUUUUAUCGGCAAUGGUGAUAACUACCGACGGAAUGUAUCCCUGGAACUGAACCCUGAUCUGAACUCCUUGCUGACACCGCUGCCCCCUGGUGUUGGCUUGGUCCAUGUGCGGGCGCUGGGCAAAAACACAACACUGCAUUACCUCCUCUGCAACCAGGGGGCGCAAGCAUUACUACUGGUGCACACGAGCUCCACUUCAUCCAAGGUGGAGGUAGACUGGCCUGCCUUCCUGUUCUCAGCCUUUGAUUCUGAGGGGCGGGACCAAGGCUGGCCCAGCCUCCUCCACAACGCUAACUCCUCCCAGCUGAGGGUGGGGCUGGACGGCGUGGCCCCGAGGUCCAAUCGCUCCCGCUUCUCCCUAGAGCUACAGGCCGUGGGCGGCACCCAGCCCAUGGCCCUCCUGUAGCUCAGUUGGUAGAGCAUGGCGCUUGCAACGCAAGGGUUGUGGGUUCGUUUCCCACGGGGGC